UUUCACACUUCACGCACGCGCAUGUCUUUUUUUUUCUGUUUCCUUUUGCCCCUGUUGUAGCAAAUUAGUAGUGUUAGUGUUAUUUUUAAAUACCGUAAGAAGCAGUAACCUAAAUCGGUCCAUGGCAGUUACGAUUUUCUUUUUAUGUAAUCCCGAAACGUUUUAAAAAUUCCGCUUAAAAAGAAAAAGCGUUUUAUUCCCUAUUCUGGGUCUUCAUUCAACGUGUGUAACAACUACCCAGAGGAUCUAGGAGCAGCUCUUUACAGAGAGCCGUUUGACUUCAACGCUGAGCCACCUUGGGAUCCUAGCUGAUAGUGGACAAGUUCAUCCCAGGACUCAUCCAUUUUGUUGCAGUAAUCUAGGACACCGGGGGCUCGAGAGGAARCAACAAGUCUAUUUUGAAGCAGCCUCAUUCUUUAUGCCUGUCGGAUUAGAAGAAAAUGGUUGAGAGGAUGAAGGGAAUCGCUGAUGAGCCACAGUAUUCUGUUAGCCUCCUUGAUGGAGGCACAACCCUUUCUGAUGUGAUUGACAAUCACGUUGAUGAACAAACUCUGUCUGAGAAGAAUGCAUUCUUUGUAGCRGACCUGGGGGUCAUAAUGARGCAGCAUGUUCGCUGGCGAACUCACAUGUCCCAAAUCCGACCCUACUAUUCUGUUCGAUGCAACAGCAGCCCAGCUGUGAUUGAAGUUCUUGCUGCUUUUGGCUCUGGCUUCACRUGCACCAACAAGGCUGAACUUGAGCUGGUGCAGAGUCAUGGUAUUCCCUCUGAAGACAUCAUUUACGGUGGUGUUUGCAAACAGGUCUCCCAGAUAAAAUACGCUGCUAAAAACGGCAUUGACCUCCUGGUGUGUGACAACGAAGCAGAGCUACGCAAGAUUUCUCGCUGCCACCCCAAUGCCAAGCUGCUGCUACAGGUGGCAACAGAGGCGUCUAACCCUGACGACGAGCUGAGCAUGACGUUUGGCUGCUCCCUGAAGGACUGCAGACACCUGCUGGAGAGUGCCAAGGAGCUGGGUGUGCAGGUUGUAGGAGUCAGGUCUCACAUUUCUAGCUGCUUUAAGGACGAUCAGGUGUUUGUUCACGCCAUCUCUGACGCCCGAUGCAUCUUUGAUAUGGCGGAGGAAAUUGGUUUCAGCAUGAACAUUCUGGAUCUUGGAGGUGGAUUCAGUGGAUCUGAGAGCCAGCUGGAAAUGAUUACCAGCACGGUGAUGUCCAUGGUGGAUUUAUACUUCCCUUCUUCUACUGGAGUUUCCAUCGUCGCUGAGCCUGGCAGCUUUUUUGUSUCGUCUGCGUUCACCCUGGCUGUCAACAUCGUCUCUAAAGAGGUGGUCGCUCGUGACUGCMGAGACCAGGACCCUGAGGAGCUGUCCCCCAAUGAUGAGCCUGAAUUCCAGUAUUUCAUGAGUGAGGGGGUUUAUGGAUCAUUUUCCAGCAAACUUUCUGAAACUCUGAUCUCAGCCCCGUCUGUUCACAAGCAGAAACUGCCUGUGGAUGCUGCGGUGUUCAGCAGCAGCCUCUGGGGUCCYUCUGGGGACGACCUGGACCAGGUAGUGGAGCACUGUCUGCUGCCUGAGCUCAGCGUAGGAGACUGGGUUCUGUUCACACAGGCGGGGGCCUACAGCCUGGGUCGACCCCUCCCCACCUCCACUGGCUCAACGCCGCCUCCUGUUUACUACGUCAUAUCUUCCAGAGACUGGUUUGAAAUGCAGGAUUCUGGUGCCGCCCACGAGAACACGCUGAAGAACUUCUCAGUCACCUCUUACUUUCUCAGCUCCUGUCAAACCGAGGCGGCUCUGUCUGUUCCAGCUUAGCAACCAGCAAAGCUUUUUACUUCUCUUACUGGUUUUAUGCUGCUAGCACCCUCUGGUAUACACUUCACUGGGAUGGACUCAAUCGGUAGUGUAGAUUAAUGUUUGACGGGGACCAGCCUGAUCUGGACUCUUCAUCUCAUAAACAUGUAACRUGUGAUUGAAUCCAACAGAAUGCAUGCAUCCAGAAGAUCCAACCCUGGGAUCUACAGCUCACAUCAUGUGGCGUAUGAUUAUAUCGUGUUAUUUACAGCUCUACUGAUGUUGCCAGUCUUGUAAAGUUAAACGUGCGUCUAUGAAGGAAGCAGAUUUUAURUUAGAAACACAGGUCUCUGAUAUUUUAUGGAGCUUUGCUACAUGUAUUUAUAAUUUGGAUUCGUUGGAUAAUUUAUUAUCUAUAAGAGCCUAACUCCACUGUUACAYGGUGUUUGUAWUUUUACUGUUUCUAAAUGGGACCUUGCAGUGUAGCGUUGCUGCUCUACAGAUUUGAAGCGAGUCGCGUCAUCAAGACGUCGAUGCAGCCCGGGGAAAUACAGCCACUGGUGUGAGGAGGAAGCAAAAUGUUCAGUGUUCACCAGUCAGCUGGUGGUUUUGUGUCUUUCUAAAGUGCUGGAACAAGUCGAGGGCCAGCAGGUAUAGCGCUGAGACAAUGUGCUCACCGCUUACAGAUUUCUGUUUCUGUUGUAUUUGUCACAUUUAAGAUCAGCAAACAAAUGGUAAUUUCAAAGAUAACACAAGCAAAUAAUAAAUGCAGUUUGUAAAGGAUUGUUAUUAAGGAAAAACAACUCUCCAAACCACUUUGGCCUUUUAUUUAAAAAAAAGUAACUGUCCCCCUAAUCCUAAUUACUGCUCCAAUUAGACUUUUGUAGUCAGUCACAGGUGAGCUUGAGCUCAGGGUCAUAAACUGGUGGUCAUCCCCAGACCAUCACACUACCACCACUGUGUUUGACUGUCAGUCUGAUGUUCUGGAUCUGAAAAGAACUGGCUUUACUCCAGAUGUGACAAAACUCAAAUCUGCCAGAAGUUUUCACUUUUGUCUGGUUACMCAGGGAGCUUCAGAGCAGAGGCCAUUGUUUGUCUUUUUCUUAUUGUUGAAUCGUGAACUUUGACCUUAACUGAAGCAGUUAAAGCCUGCAGUGCUUCAAAUGUUCUGGCUCUUGGAGUAACUUUGGUUUCCCCUCCGCUCUGGGGAAGGUUUACCAUCUUUGUGGUUAAUGAGUGGUCUGUGUGCGAGUGAAACUGAACUCAGCUUUCAAAAAUAAAUAAAAUAAUAAUAAUAAUAAUAAUAAGUCAGUUAAUUGGUGAUUUAACCAUAGAGGUAAUUACUUCUUCACAUAUGAUUUUUCCAGUUGUUGAUUUUUUUUUCAUUUAAAAACUGCAUUUUGUAUUGAGUUGAUUUUGUCUGAUGUUAACACUUGUUUUCUGAGCUGAAAUGUGAAAGUUUGACAAAAAAGCACAACUGGAAGAAAUCUGUAAUCUGUCAAUACAUUCUCCUAACUAACUGCUGUGCCACCAGAUACUAAAGCAGGAUKAUUAGUCAGUACGUGCUGCAGGUGGAACCAGGAAAGUGCCGAUGGUUGCCAGAUCAGCUGACAGAAAAUGAGAGAUCUUUAAAAGUGUAGUUCUGGUGCAAGAAAGUCGACUUUCUGRUAUUUGUAAUUCUAAAUAUCAUUCAACAUGUUGAAAGGGUUUUACAUUAUUUUCUGACACAAACAUUUACAAAUCUUGUGUUGUGUGUGAAGUCGAGUCCUAAGAACAGUAAAUGAACAGGAACCAGUUAAGUUGUAGCUGUACUCGUCAAAAUGAACAAUAAUAAAAGACCUUAUUGACUUGAA
This is a messenger RNA of Austrofundulus limnaeus, 3643 nucleotides long. RefSeq names its product antizyme inhibitor 1. The transcript is spliced from 12 exons. NCBI's taxonomy places the organism in Eukaryota, Metazoa, Chordata, Actinopteri, Cyprinodontiformes, Rivulidae. The record is from RefSeq and is a predicted model, not a curated record. Bases 441 to 1811 code for a protein of 456 amino acids. Gene Ontology annotation, molecular function: ornithine decarboxylase activator activity; ornithine decarboxylase activity. Gene Ontology annotation, biological process: negative regulation of protein catabolic process; positive regulation of polyamine transmembrane transport. Gene Ontology annotation, cellular component: cytoplasm.